AUGAUGGAGUCAUGCUCGAACAGUAACUGGGAAAGCGAGCCUGUGUAUGAGGAUUUGCGGAAGGACCUGUGCUCAGAGUUCAGCGCCUUACAAGACACACAGGAUCCCACCAUCCAGGACCAAGAACACCUCAAGGUUUUCCUCCGUAUUCGGCCUUUCACAUCAUCAGAGAGUGGCAGUGGAGAGUCACAGGACUGUGUUAGCAUUGAGCCCCCUGAUACGAUUCUGCUGAAGCCACCCAGGUCUUCUGUGUCAUCAAGGCUCAGUGACAAAUCACUUCCCCAGACUGGGCAGCGCUUUCAGUUCUCUCAGGUGUACGGUCCAGGGACGAGCCAGAGGGAGCUGUUUGAUGGCACAGUGAAAGACCUGAUCAGAGACGUUCUCAAAGGAGGAAACUCCCUCGUUUUCACUUACGGAGUGACCAAUGCUGGGAAGACAUUCACAUUCCUAGGUACUGAUGUGGAAGUCGGGAUUCUGCCCAGGUCAUUGAAUAUGAUCUUCAGCAGCAUCAAGGAGCGAAUCUAUAAACAGAUGAUCAUAAAGCCCAUGCGCUGCCAUGAGUUCAUUCGGCUCACCAGGGAGCAGCAGGUCGAGGAGACCAUCUGCAAGAGGAACUUCUUCAGGCAACUCAGAGAGGUGACUAGUGAGAAGAGUAGUGCCAGCCUGCUCUGUUCCACCAGCAAGGCUCCCCUGGCAGGUUCCACUGUCUCUGUGUUGGCUGAGGGGGAGGAGGAAGGGGUCUGUCUGGAGUUGGAGGCUCAUACAAUGUUCUCGGUGUGGGUCUCCUUCUGUGAGAUCUACAAUGAAAACAUCCACGACUUGCUGGAGCCCAUGCCUAGUGGUGCCCAAAAGAGGACAGUCCUGCGCCUUUCCCAGGAUGUCAAAGGCAACGCCUUUGUCAAAGACCUCCGCUGGGUGCAAGUGAACAGUGCGGAAGAAGCCUAUAUGGUGAUGAUGCUGGGUAAAAGGAACCAGAGCUUUUCCUCCACCAAGCUCAAUCAUCUCUCCAGCAGGAGCCACAGUAUAUUCUCAAUUCGCAUCCUGAGGAUUGAGGACACCGGGAUUCCGCGGGUCAUUGCCAUUAGCGAGCUGUCUCUGUGUGACCUGGCUGGUUCAGAGCGAUGUGCCAAGACACAAAACAAAGGAGAGCGUCUGAAAGAGGCUGGCAAUAUCAACACCUCCCUGCUCAUCCUGGGCAAAUGCAUCAGUGCACUACGGCACAACCAGCAAGCCAAGCUUCUGCAGCACGUUCCCUUCAGAGAGAGUAAACUCACACACUACCUGCAGAGCUUCUUUUGUGGGCGGGGCAAAGCCUGCAUGAUUGUGAACAUCAACCAGUGUGCCUCAGUGUACGACGAGACACUGAACGUCCUCAAGUUCUCGUCUCUUGCCCAGAAGGUUGUAGUCCUGCCUUCCAAGACCAUUCCCAUCAUGCCCCAAAGGUCUGCCUACGAGGUUUCCCUUUUCAUUAACAAUGCUGACAGGAAGACCCUGCUGGGUUGUCAUAUUGGCUUGGAGAAAAGCCUGGAAGAAGUGCAGGAGGACGAGGGCAGUGAGGAUAAUGAGAGCCCAAUGGAGGACACUGUCCAGGAGAGUGGAGAAGAGGAAGAUGGUAAUGAAGAUGAUGAUGAUGAAAAAAUUGUUCUGAGUAAAGGAGCUUACCAGAGGCAGAUGGCUUUGUUGCAGCAACUGAAGGAGGAGCGGAUAGAGAGCAUGCUACUGGAGGCACGGGUUCGGGAGGAGGUCACCUUGGAGUUCUCAGAGCUGUUCUCUAAAAUGCAGAACGAUAACAACAAUCGUCUGGCAAGGGAGAAGGAGAUUCUGGUUGAGCAGUCAGAGAGAAGAUUGGAGAUCUUCAAGGACCUGGUCAAAAACCUCAAUUCAGCCGGACCCAGUCAGGACGAACAGGCCAUGGACAAGGACCUGGACCUCAGUGCUCCAGACUCCUUGUCCAGCAAACCUGCAGGCAUAGGGAGUGCUGCCAAGGCUGUUGACAAUUGCCCGAGGUCUUGCCAACCAAGUGAACAGGCAGGAAGGAGUGAGGCCAUGGAGGAGUUGGAGAAGAAGGUGUCAGAACUUCUCAACAAGCUAAGGAAUGCCCAAGAACAGCUCACUCACAAAACCACAGAGCUUGAUAGCUUCACUACACAGGCCCACCAAUACAAAACGGAGAUGGAAGAGACUAAAAAGAGUCUGGAGUCUCGGGAGCAGAAGCUAUCAGAGCUUAUGGAGCUCUGCCUUGAGAAAGACAAGGCGAUCACUAGACUACAGACAGCCAUGGAGAGACAGGUUGAAGAUGCCACUAAGAAUGAGGAGCUUCUCAGUCUGAAGAGCAGCUGUUCCUGCUCACGGGCCAGAGAAGUGGAGAGGCCCACCAGCACCAGGAACCAGACCCUCAAACGGCAGCAUGAAGCCCAGCCUGACUUAGAUGGACAGCCCCCUCCAAAGAGAGACCUCAGUGAAGACAGUGGGGUAGACGAGGAGGUUGUGAACAGGCUUUACACCCAACUUCAGGAGAAGUGCUCCAUGGUGGCCCAGCUGGAGAGAAGGGUGGCAGACCUUCAAAAGGAGAUAGAGUUGACCUCCCAGGACUUGCGGUCACCACGGGUGAGGAGGACUCUGCACAAGGCGGAGGAGGAGGUUGAUGAGGAAGCUGAGGAGGCCCACAGCCAAGAAGAGGCGCUUGACGCUGUGAUGGAGGAGGAUCAAGGUCAUCAGGUUUUGGUGGAGGAGAAGCGUGGCAGGGAGCAGGCACUUUACUCUCUUGAAGGGGAGAACAGAGCCAUGGAGGAAGCACAGCCUGCUAUGGAAGAGGUAGCCAAACAGACUGCAAAAGCCCUGCAGGUCUCAGAUGAACUCCAGAUAGCCCAAGCUCAAAUGGAGAAAUGCACUAGGGAGAUUCAGGAAAAAAUGGCUCAGAUCCACACCCUGACCCAGGAAGUUGAACACCUCAAACAGGAACUCUACCUGAAGCGGGAAAGGAAAAUAAUCCCAGUAUUGACAGGGCCUGAAAUGGUUAUCCCCAGUCAGAGUGAGGAGUUUUCUGGCCAGAGUAGGGUUUUAGCAGAGGAGAAAGAGGAGAACAAGACAAGGCAUGGACGGAUACCACUGCUCCGUGUACAGGUCUCUGAUCAGCCUCUACAGCAGCUCACUGACAAGCUGAAAGCCUCCGAACAAGAACUGGGGCAGUCGAGGUCACAGCCAGAGGAACAGACUCAGACAAUGGAGAAGCAGCAGGAUGAGCUUGGACAAGAACUGAGAGAACAGGAAGUGGUGUCAGUCGAGGAAGUGGAUAGGAUCGAGCAGAUCAGCCAGCUGAGAGCCAAAUCUGAGGAGGCUGUAGCCAAAGCUCUGGGCACAGCUGACAACACCAUUGAUUCCAAAGCCCAAGAUGACCACUUUAGGUUGGACGUUGGAGGCGCUGAACUGGGGGCAAAAGCCACUAACAUAGAGGAGAAAAGGGGGUGCGCCAAGGACAGACAAAUGGGAGAAAAUACACCACUAUCGACAGAGGUGAUGCCAGGAUCUAACACACAGCAAGCUUCCUUACUGAAAGCAGCAGAGAUGGUGAGACUGCUGAAAGACCAAGAGAAAGAGCUGCAGGAGAAACUGGCAAGGAAGGAGGCCCAGGUGUUGUCUCUGCAGAAGAGACUGCAGCAAGCAGUGGAUCGGUCUGAAGAAGAGGAGAGCCAGGCAGUUCAGGAGGCACGGCGAAGGGAGGUUGAGAGGCGCCGGGAGCUCCUAGCUGUGGCUGAGGAGGCCAUUGCUCAGAAGGAUGCUGAGCUCGAAAAGAGAGCCCAGGAGAUCCAACGACUGAAGGAGAGCGCAAUCCAGGGGGCAGACAAAGUGAAGACUGUCUGCCUUGACCUGCAGAGAAAGGAAGAUGAGACUUCAGAUCUAAGAGAGAAGCUUGCAGACUCCAAGAAACAGAUCCAGCAAGUCCAGAAAGAGAUCUCUACAAUGAGAGAUGAGGAGAAGACUCUCAAACAGAAACUGUCUGAUGCGGAGAAAACCAGGAAGCAGCUUCAGUUUGACCUGGCCAACAGAGACCGAACCAUCCAGCUGCUAAAAACUGAAAAGGCGUCUGAUGCGAUGACUGAAAAUUACCGAAAGACCUGUAAAGACCUGGAGGCCACGGAGCAUUUGAUUGCGGACAUGCGCCUGGCUCUGAUGGAACAAGAGGAGACUCAGGAGCAGAUGGAGCGAUUCUUGGAGGAGAAAGAAGUGUUGGUCCAGGAACUGCGUGACGAGAUAAAUAAGUUGAAAGGGAUGUUACAGGUCCGUGACAAUAGAAAAGCUACAUCCUUUCUGAGUGAUGACCAGUUGAAUGACCUCAGCCGAGCUAAAGAGGAGGCUGCCAAGGCUGCGGAGACCUUGAAGUUAUGUACCGAGAAGCAUCAGGCCGACCGCAGGAAGUGGCUGGAGGAAAAGAUGUCUCUUAUUGGCCAAGCAAAGAGGGCGGAAGAAACGAGGAACCAAGAAAUGAGGAAGUUUGCAGACGAAAGGGAGCGCCAUGCCAGGCAGCAGACCCAGCUGGAGUCUGUGUCCUCCCAGCUGGCAUCUGUGUCAACCCAGCUGGCGGAGAAGGAGCAGGCUAUGGAGCAGUGGAGGCACGAGAGGGACUCCCUGGUCGCAGCCCUCGAGGUCCAGCUGCAAAAGCUGCUGUCCAGCAAUGCAGACAAAGAAAAAGUCAUCCAGGAGCUACGCAGCACCAACACCCAGCCACCACAAGAGGGCUCUUUUGGCUGUCCAACGGUGCUGGACUCCUCUGAAAUCUCAACAGAGAACGGAAGAACCAGUCGCUUCCCAAAGCCUGAGCUGGAAAUCUCUUUCAGCCCAUUGCAGCCCAAUCGUAUGGCUCUGCGUCGGCAGGGUGAGGAGAACACCGUCACCGUGAAAAUCACCCGCUCAGCGCGCAAGAGGAAGAGUGCAGAGAUGGACAAGGAGGAAGUGGAAGCCGAAAACCGAUGGAACACAAGAUCCAAAGUGACACCAAAGCUAAUCGCACAUCAGGAGGAGGGCUCCUCCCCAGUGAGCAGCCAUGACACUCAAAGCAGCGAACAAGGCAAAAAAGAGGGAACGCUGCAGAAGAUAGGAGACUUCCUGCAGAGCUCGCCCACGCUGCUUGGGACAAAAGCAAAGAAGAUGAUGGGUUUAGUUAGCGGUCGGUGUGAUGUAGACCCAGGGACCUCCUCUUUCCCUCACAGUCUGAGAGUGAAGAAGAGCAAGAAGAAACUCUACCGCCCUGAGAUCUCCUCACCUAUGGACAUGCCUUCACAUCCGAUCAUCAGCACAAAUCCAGUGGAGAAGGAAAGUGACCACCUGAUCCUAAAGAGAUGUUUGCGGACCCGGACCCCAAAAUAA
Lampris incognitus (smalleye Pacific opah) is the source of this 5364-nucleotide messenger RNA. It is a transcript of the gene kif20ba, whose product is annotated as kinesin family member 20Ba. Gene Ontology annotation, cellular component: spindle microtubule; nucleus. The transcript is spliced from 34 exons. Bases 1 to 5364 code for a protein of 1787 amino acids. Lineage: Eukaryota; Metazoa; Chordata; Actinopteri; Lampriformes; Lampridae. The record is from RefSeq and is a predicted model, not a curated record. Gene Ontology annotation, molecular function: ATP binding; plus-end-directed microtubule motor activity; microtubule binding. Gene Ontology annotation, biological process: microtubule-based movement; mitotic spindle assembly.